Molecule: messenger RNA, 759 nt
Organism: Tripterygium wilfordii
Lineage: Eukaryota; Viridiplantae; Streptophyta; Magnoliopsida; Celastrales; Celastraceae
Exons: 1
Coding region: 68-487 (139 amino acids)
Source: RefSeq, a predicted model, not a curated record
AAUAGUCAUGUACUAAGUAGCUAGUGCAGAGUCUGCAACUGCAAAUUAAGAUCCUUAAUUGGUAAAAAUGAUGAACUCAGUUUGUGUGUCCAACUGUAUAAAUGAUGCACGCGGGGAUCCGCGAAUCCCCGUACGAGCGACAUACUUGAACCUGUACAAAUGGCCGGAGUCAGACGCUGAGUUUGUGAGGUCAGCCGUAGAAGGGAGGCAGAACCCUCGUGUGGUGUACAGUAUUUCGUGCAGGCAGAUGUAUCUGAGGAGCUACACUUUUUCAAGGGAGGAAGAGGAAGCGCUGCCUCGCAACACCCAAAACUGCUGCUUCGGAAGCAGCAGCGUCAAGGACAAGCAUGUGAUCAAGAAGAAGGAGAUCAAGGCUAAUAAGAGUAAGCUUCACUACUGUCUGACUCUCAGGAAAGCUUUGUUUAGGGUUUUCCACAGCUUUCUUUCUUGUGCUGCUUCCAUAGACGUAGUCGAUCAAAAUCACUAAUUACGACGGAUCAUCAUCACUCUUCCUUUCCUUUCCUUUCCUUUUUUUUUUUUUUUUUUGUUAAUUUCUGUAUCUAAGACCAAGAAAUGCAAUGGUUUUGUUCUUAAUUUGUAAGGCCUUUAAUUCGGAAAAGUUAUCUAAAAAAUAAUUAAAAUUAUUCUAAAAACUUAAUUCAGGGGAUCAUCCGUGCAUAUUUUAAGAAAUCUUUACCAAGCCUUUCUACCUUCUUCUUUUUCUUUUCUUUUUUUCCCAUUCUUUGGGAUUAUUUUCAA